This is a messenger RNA of Salvelinus fontinalis (brook trout), 1035 nucleotides long. RefSeq lists its product as uncharacterized. Bases 1 to 1035 code for a protein of 344 amino acids. The record is from RefSeq and is a predicted model, not a curated record. Lineage: Eukaryota; Metazoa; Chordata; Actinopteri; Salmoniformes; Salmonidae. The transcript has a single exon.
AUGCAUCCCCCUACCCAUCUUUAUCCCCCUACCCAUCUUUAUCCCCCUGUCCACCAUUCAUCCCCCUGUCCACCAUGCAUCCCCCUACCCAUCUUUAUCCCCCUGUCCACCAUGCAUCCCCCUACCCAUCUUUAUCCCCCUGUCCACCAUUCAUCCCCCUGUCCACCAUGCAUCCCCCUACCCAUCUUUAUCCCCCUGUCCACCAUGCAUCCCCCUACCCAUCUUUAUCCCCCUGUCCACCAUGCAUCCCCCUACCCAUCUUUAUCCCCCUGUCCACCAUGCAUCCCCCUACCCAUCUUUAUCCCCCUGUACACCAUGCAUCCCCUACCCAUCUGUAUCCCCCUGUCCACCAUGCAUCCCCCUACCCAUCUUUAUCCCCCUACCCAUCUUUAUCCCCCUACCCAUCUUUAUCCCCCUGUCAACCAUGCAUCCCCCUACCCAUCUUUAUCCCCCUGUCCACCAUGCAUCCCCCUAACCAUCUUUAUCCCCCUGUCCACCAUGCAUUCCCCUACCCAUCUUUAUCCCCCUAGCCAUCUUUAUCCCCCUGUCCACCAUGCAUCCCCCUACCCAUCUUUAUCCCCCUGUCCACCAUUCAUUCCCCUACCCAUCUUUAUCCCCCUGUCCACCAUGCAUUCCCCUACCCAUCUUUAUCCCCCUACCCAUCUUUAUCCCCCUGUCCACCAUGCAUCCCCCUACCCAUCUUUAUCCCCCUGUCCACCAUGCAUUCCCCUAACCAUCUUUAUCCCCCUGUCCACCAUGCAUCCCCCUACCCAUCUUUAUCCCCCUGUCAACCAUGCACCCCCCUACCCAUCUUUAUCCCCCUGUCCACCAUGCAUCCCCCUAACCAUCUUUAUCCCCCUGUCCACCAUGCAUCCCCCUACCCAUCUUUAUCCCCCUGUCCACCAUGCAUCCCCCUAUCCAUCUUUAUCCCCCUACCCAUCUUUAUCCCCCUGUCCACCAUUCAUCCUGGACUGCAGCUGCAGACACUCGACCUCUCCUCUCACAGAGCACGCAUUAAGAGACUCGCAGUACUAG